CAGCGACACAAUAUUCCCCGGCCGAGUUUGCUGAUCGUAGCCAUAUGAUACUCCCGUCAUGGCAGACCUCCCCUCGUACGAAGAAGCCACUGCAGAGACGGACUGGCUGGGCCUUGCCGCCUCAUAUCUGCCAACUCCAAGCCUGCCUGCGUGCUGCCUCGUCAAUCGUCGCUUCUACAGCCUCUUUGCCCCGCGGCUCUGGCAAGACCCCCUCUCCGCCAUCCGUCAGCUCGGGCUCGACCCUAACGAUGAUCUCGCCUGGUAUCGUCGCUUCAUUCACAAACAUGUGCCCAGGACUAGGCCAGAGACGCGCAGUCUCGUGCGCUCCUUGGACUUCCGCUUCUUUGCCCUUCGUGCUUCUGGCCUCUACUCAACCGAGGCCAGUGAGCGGGCCAUCUCAGAGAGCUUCAGGCAACUGCCACAGCUGUUCCCAAAUCUCGUCUGCCUCCUGAUCGAUGGCCACCCGGAGCUCGAUCCGGCCCACUUGGCCUUGCAACAAGCUCACAACGACACCGUCUAUCCCCUGCAGCUGCUCGACCUCGCCCACUGCCCUCAAGAACUCAGCCAGAAGUUCUUCCGGUCAGACUACUUGUCAAGCCUCGUCUACCUCGACGUUUCUCAUGUGCCCGGCUCAAUGCGCUCUGCCCUGCUAUCUUCUCUGAACCCGCGGUGCUUGCCCCAGCUACAAGUGCUCAAGGCUCGUGGCCGCGAAAUGGACGACGACACUGCCCGCCUUCUCUUCCAGACCUUUUCGCGGCAACUGUGGAGCCUCGACAUCAGCCAGAACAAGCUGACUGACGCCAUCAUUAACGAUCUCGCGGCUCACUGUUUUCCUGCCAUGUCCAUCCGCUCAGGAGCACACUUUGAGAAGGAGGGCAAGCUCACACGACCCAAGGACGUCGGAACGCUCAGCCAUGGCCCAUUCGAUUUCAUCGAGGAGUCUGACUUUAGCAUGUCGAACAAGCACCCUGAGCAUUAUCUUGCAGACGCUCCCAUGUAUUCGAGGCACCACCAAGACGAGCUGCAGGAGUGGCAGGCGGUCCGAUCAAAUGGCUUGGACGCCUGUCGAGGUGACGAUGCGCAGUCACUAAAGGACGUCAUCCUACGUGGAGCUCUGGCUGCUACCACUGGCGAUCCCCGCCCCAGCAAAUCGGCGGCACGGGAGUCGCUCCCACAGGGCGGGCUGACGCACUUGUACCUGAAUGGGAACCGUUUCACAGUGUCUGGAAUUGAGAGGCUCAUGCGGAUUUCUCCCGGCACUAUCGAGCACUUUGAGUGCGACUACCCUCUGUGCCUGAGGAACCGUCCAGACGAAGAUGACCGUAACAAGGCCAGGACCAUGCGCGGAUAUGGUUAUACGAACUCGUUUCACCUUUUUCGACCGGUGUUCUCCUCCAACCUCCGCUCUCUUCGGGUUCAUCACUCCUUUGUAACUCGCGUGCCGACGCUUUCCGUAGAAGGCGCGUCCAUGGCAUCCUCUCUCCGCCUCGCAGAGGCAAAGAUUUACGGAACCGUGCAGCGAGCAUACCCUAGAUCUUUCGUGCCAGACACGAAUCCACGGCUCCGGAAACUUAUCUUGACAAAUAUCCCAGCGCGAUCUAGCGGGCCCAUCAUCGAUCAGAUAAUCCGGUUUCUGAGGCUGCUAGCGCAGCAGCAGAGACAAGUCAGAGGCGCCCAGGCUAGCUUACGUGGGAGAGGACCCUCAUCUCUCUCAGGCCUACAAGUUCUCGGCCUUGAGGUCGAGCCAGACUUCUCAGAAGACUACUCCUAUACAGCAUCCAGAAAUGAUGUCGACUUUGACGCGUUGCUUGAUCCCACAUCCGACGAUGUGGCAGAUGACAGCUACUGGGAUAUCACAUCGAGAGGGAAUGCUAGCAAGAACACGAGGAAGGAGCAAGUGCAAGCUCAAGCGUCGGCGUCUUUCACAAGAAACUCUUCAACACCAUCGUCCUUUGGCAGCUGGGCCACUGGUCGGCUCAAGUCAUAUCCGUACUCGGAGAAUCACGACGAAUACGUCACUUGGCAGCCAGAACUCUCAGACUCAUGGACUGGGAACAUCUUCUCGGUUUCUAUCUGGAUCGGCAGCGGAGAGCUAGGAACUUACUCUGCCAUCAACGAGUACAUGUGGAAUGUACAAGACGCCCGUCUCCGCACUAGGAUUGGACCCGUCACACCGAACCACGUCGCCGCUGGCGUGCCCCCCGGAUCGUACAUCUUCCUCGAUGCGUGGGACGUGAUGACCGUGCCCCGCAACAUUGAGACGGCCCUCAAGUCUGCGGCCGCGAUAGCGGCGCCGCUCAAGGAUGUGGUAGCUGCCAUCAAGCAGUUCCGGUUAGGUGCCAGGGGGACGGCAGAGCAGUGGGAUGGGCGGAUCGAACUAGUAAGGGCAAACAUCGCCACGCAUUAUGAGUCUUCUGAAUACUGGCGAUAGACAUGCUUUCCACAGCCACUUCCGGUAUGAGGUUUUUAGUUUCCACAUAAGUAUUCUGCCUUGUGAUCAUCCCCCUUAAGCUAUAUACCCACAGUUCUACACUAUAUACUCAUUUGAUCUCGGAUCUCGCGGUUGUCACGAGCAGCACGUCAGAAGUCCUGCUCUCUCCACAGUGUCUGCGUCUUGCUCCUAGCCAUCUCCCCGCAAGUGAUAAGUCUA
Messenger RNA from Microdochium trichocladiopsis, 2650 nucleotides. RefSeq lists its product as uncharacterized. The transcript is spliced from 2 exons. Lineage: Eukaryota; Fungi; Ascomycota; Sordariomycetes; Xylariales; Microdochiaceae. The record is from RefSeq and is a predicted model, not a curated record. Bases 59 to 2431 code for a protein of 790 amino acids.